Molecule: messenger RNA, 2163 nt
Organism: Colletotrichum karsti
Lineage: Eukaryota; Fungi; Ascomycota; Sordariomycetes; Glomerellales; Glomerellaceae
Product: alpha- glucosyltransferase alg10
Exons: 5
Coding region: 1-2163 (720 amino acids)
Biological process (GO): protein N-linked glycosylation; dolichol-linked oligosaccharide biosynthetic process
Cellular component (GO): endoplasmic reticulum
Molecular function (GO): dolichyl pyrophosphate Glc2Man9GlcNAc2 alpha-1,2-glucosyltransferase activity
Source: RefSeq, a predicted model, not a curated record
AUGAAGGCCAUCGAAGCCUACGUCAGCGGACUCAACAUCCUCUCCGUCAUCGUUCUCUACUCGCUACUAUGGCUCAUCACACCGAGACUACCGAACCCGAAGCCGUCCGGGCCCAAGACGAAUAAGCUCUGCGAUGGCUUGAUGCACACCUCCUACAGCAUCAUCUUCAUCGUGGGAUGGGCAUGGUGUAGUAAUGUCAUGGCAAACGUCGAAGAGCCGUACCUCGACGAAGUCUUCCAUAUCCCACAAGCCCAGAAAUUCUGCCAGGGAAGAUGGACCGAAUGGGACGACAAGAUCACCACCCCUCCGGGGUUAUACAUCCUGUCAAAGUACUACCUCGCCAUGAUGCUGAGACCAGAGUGCUCCGUCCUGGACCUCCGCGGCGUCAACAUCAUCGCCAUCAUCGGCCUCGGCAUCCUGGCCACCCACUGCCGUCACCUCAUCGAGGCCCGUCGCACCGACGCCAAGUCACCGGCACCUCCACUCGUUCUGUCCUUUCACUCGAUUCAUGUAGGCUGGAACAUCGCGCUGUUCCCCGUUCUGUUCUUCUUUUCGGGUCUGUACUAUACGGACGUCGUCUCGACUUUGUCCGUUCUGGUGGCGUACUACCACCAUCUCCACCGCGUCCGCGAGGAGCGGAGCUCUUUCGUGAGCGAUUUGGUCACGAUUGUUCUCGGAGUGACCACUCUCUUCAUGAGGCAGACCAACGUGUUCUGGGUGGUUGUGUACAUGGGUGGUCUCGAGGCGGUCUCCGCUAUCAAGUCCCUUCGUCCUGCUCCCGCCGACAAGCCCAAGUUCAAGGGUCUGAGUGACUGCGUCAAGUACUAUGCCUGGAGGUAUUCCCUCGGGGACAUUCACGAUCCUCCUCUUAACACGGCUUGGCCUGACGACCUCUUCUUCUCGGCUUUAAGCAUUGGCGUCGCCGCCAUUUCGAAUCCAUUCCGUGUCUUGGCCAAGGUGUGGCCGCACAUCACCACCAUGGGCCUAUUCGCUGGCUUCGUAGCCUGGAACGGAGGUGUUGUGUUAGGCGACAAGUCCAACCACGUCGCGACGAUCCAUCUCGCUCAGAUGCUCUACAUAUGGCCCAUGUUCGCCUUCUUCUCCUUCCCGCUGUUCCUUCCCUCGGCAAUCUCUGUCCUGCGCUUCGUCCAAGGCUUCUUCACCGCCGUCUUCAAGGCAAGCGAGAACAAACCUCAAUCAUCUAGUGACUCAACCUCCGUUAGUAAGAAAUCCGUCAAGUCCAGCUCCUCAAAAGAGACAAACGACUCCCCGGCGAAGAACCCUCCCCGGACUUCCGCCAUCUACAACAUCCUCCAGACCAUCAUCGGGAGCAAACUAUAUCAGCUCGCCCUCACACCCGCCCUCAUCGCCCUGACCUUCCUGGUCGUCAAAUUCAACACCAUCAUCCACCCCUUCACCCUCGCCGACAACAGACACUACAUGUUCUACGUCUUCCGCUACACCAUCCGACGACCGGGCCUGUUCCGCUACUACCUCGUCAUCCCGUACACCGCGACCCGCUGGCUCUGCUGGGACGCCCUCGGCGGCUGCGGCCAAGGCGGCUUCCUCUCGGACCACACGGAAGCCUGUUCGGGACGGUACACACAGUCCCGGCCAGGACCGUUCGAGAAUAAUCCCUUCGGAAGUUCGGGAGCCCGCGCGGAGAAGCCGCCCGCCACGGAGCCCCUCGAAGACCAAGUUGUCGCCACGGAGGAAGAGAAGAAAGAGGGCGAUGCCGCGAAGUACCACCCCUACACCCUCAUCAAGCUAGACGAGCCGACGUCGAACAGCACGGAGCCCACGUCCUCGUCGACCGCCAUCUUGCUGCUCGUCGCGAUCACCCUGUCCCUGAUGACGGCGCCGCUCGUCGAGCCGCGGUACUUCAUCCUGCCCUGGGUCUUCUGGCGCAUCCUCAUCCCGGCUUGGAAGGUCCACGAGCAUGCGGUGAUUCAUCCUGUCCUGGCCAAGCUGGAGGCUGUUCCGGGUGUGGGGGCGUUGGUUAGGAUUGGACAGAAGUUUGAUCUGAGGCUUGUUCUCGAGACGCUGUGGUUCAUCUUGGUCAACUUGGUGACCAUGUACAUCUUCAUCGCCAAGCCGUACAAGUGGAGAGACGAGAAUGGCCGGGUGCUGGAUGGAGGUCGGAUGCAGCGGUUCAUGUGGUAG